Molecule: messenger RNA, 4707 nt
Organism: Mya arenaria
Lineage: Eukaryota; Metazoa; Mollusca; Bivalvia; Myida; Myidae
Exons: 3
Coding region: 229-2619 (796 amino acids)
Molecular function (GO): calcium ion binding
Source: RefSeq, a predicted model, not a curated record
CAAGGGCGCAUUCGUUAUUCACAGACUAGGUGUUCAUUGUGGAGGACGUGUAUAACAAUUAUACGUUGACAAAAAUGGAAAAUAAUUGAGGGAAUACUUGUAGACAACCAUGAAUUAGCGUACCAGCCGGCAUUGAUUCAUAGCUCGGUUGAGGUGGAAUUGAAGGAAUAGGUUGUUUGUAUAACUGACGCACUGAUAGUGGGCAGAGUGUCGUUGAGAAACAUCGCUAUGCCUGGGGAACAGCUGACCUGUGUAUGGCAAACUGCUUUUGCAAAGGGUCUUCAUAACAACAGUGGAGACAUACCAAAGCAUGCCGUCAAAGAACUCGUUUUAGCCUUAGCAAAUCUGGGAUCAGUUCAUUAUUCCGACAGAACAUUCCAAAAAGUUUUUGAAAGUUCGGAUGUCGUCAAUUUCACAUCUUUCAAGCGAUACGUUGAAAGUCAUCUAAGGGAUAAGGAAUAUCCACUGCACAUUGUUUAUGAUGAAAUAGAAAGAAAAUGUUGGGAUCUUUGCCAGCCAUACUACAAAACUACUCUAAAUAAAGAAGUAAUUCGAAAACUUUGGAUGAUAUCAAACCGUCUGAUAGACGAAAAUUCGUACCCACCAGUCAUCGGUCAGCGAGAGGGGAACUGGUUCAUGGAAAAAUUGUUCACAACAAUUGGUAAGAUGUGGAAAUGCUGCGAACUCUUCGAUACCGAGGGAGCUUCCUUUCAAUAUCUCGUUAAUAUGAUCGAAGAAAGGGUUCUGCAUGAGACAUCCCAGGACAAAAUGCAGAAGAGCAUGACUACUCUGUACACUAGUAUUGUCACAGAAGUAAUGAAGUCCGGGUGGGCAUACAAACGCUCCAGAAAGAAUGCCAACUGGACCAACUGGGUUCACAGAUGGUGCAUCCUUACACCAAAUAAAAUUAUUUACUGCAAGGAAGAAAGUUCUUCGCCAAAGUCAAGUCAAACGAAAGGAACCCUGUUGAUAAGAGAGAACACAAAAGUACUCGCUCUGGAAGAUUACAAUAGUCUGUUUCGCAAACUGAAAGGACGAUUCAUUGUAUCAAAUGAACCUGAAAUUGAUUUGGAAAUUGCUGUUGGUAGUGCUGAAGAAAGAUUGGCAUGGUUGUCGGCCCUUGAAGAUGCCGUUUUGUGUUGCAGAGAAAAAACGACACCUAUGCAACGGUUAUUAAAUGAGCGACGGAGUCUUGACAAGAAACACGAGCAUGUUCAGAUCCAGAAAGGUGAAAAUAGCCCAUCUACAGCCCCCAAAGUGAUAAUUUCAGACGAAAAGGGGAAACAGGUUCGCACCGGUGACGACGAAGAGAAACAGGAAACGGUGAAGGCAGAAAAUUUUAUUAAAGCAAGCACGGAGAAAAUAAAAGCUGUUUUUAUGAAGAUGGACAAAGACGGAAAUGGAUUGAUAGACAGAGAAGAGUUUGCUGCAUUUCUUCAAAGUAUUGGCCUUCAAAUGUCAGAACAAGAAACAAAUAUGGUUUAUAAAAGUGUCGACAAAGACAACAAUGGAUAUAUAUCGUUCGACGAGUUCCAGUUAUAUUUUUCCAAACACAUCAUGGGUGAAGCCAGCUCUGCAGAGUGCGUCAACGCCAUGAGAAGGGCUUUCAUGGAGGCAGAUAGAGAUGGCUCUGGAACUCUAAGUUUCCGGGAAUUCACAGAGUACAUAUGGGACAAAAAAAGAUCAAUCAGAGUGACGAAACUAAUUACGAUGUUUUCCGAAGCAACCAAAUCAAAUUCAGAUGAAAUCUCAUUCACGGAAUUUCAGCAGCUCCUACAAAAUGGAGCAUCUGACCUUUUGAUGCCGGUCAUAGGAGAAGCUAUAAAGAAAGAUGAAACAUCCGAUGUUUUCCGAGAUCAUCUAAAACAAGCCUAUGACGAUGCAGAAGCUGGGGAAUUAGCUUCUUACAUUCGAGAGAGAUGGAACAAUUAUGCAACGUUUCGCCGUGCAGCAGCAACCGGUACUGUGGUCAUGACAGGUGGCCAUGGAAUGGUGGCUGAUAUCCUUCCAGGGCAAUACAAUCUAGUCGAUCUUGCAUGUUUCAGCGACCUUCCACCGCUGAUUCCAACGCAUACCGUUAUAAAAGGAGUGAAAUGGGUUUCUAGCUCAGUUCCUGGAAAGUCUGGAAAAGCAAUUUUUCCUAAGGAUUUUGAUGGAAAGAUUGUCACGGAUACUGCGACAAAUGAACUUAUCCGGUACUAUGGCUGUAGUUUCGCUGAUAAACAACAGGAAAAAGUUUCCCUACUAUAUCGACAUGGUAUCCAGGAUUUCACAUACGAAAACGGAUAUUUGGAGAAGUACGUAGCAGCUACAAAUGGUGGCGCAGGGAUAGAAAAACACGACUUUUCACAUCUGGAUUGUCCCUUGGUCGCAAAUUCAGGAACAUUCAUACUUGCAAAGUUCACGGAUGACGAUGAGAUGCAUAUCACUGGAUUCAAAAUCCCAGUUAGGCACACUCUAUAUAUACCAGGUGGAACUAUCCACUCCAACGAUUAUUUGUCAGGAACGUGGAGGACGAUGUUGUCCGACGAAACGGAUAUUGAUCACGUGCAUCUUACGAGAGCCCUAAGCAACGAGACUGACGGGAAAUACGAGCCGUUCCAGUUUCAAUUCGUUUGAAAAUAAACAAAGUGUCCUGAUUAUCAUAACAUUUUAUACAGAAGUAUUGGAAUGGCAGGACGUUACGUUUCGCUUUCUAAUAAAACAUAUUCGUGUAUCCAUAGAUCUACUGGUAAACAUGUUACGCCUUUUCAUGUCAUAUGUAGUAUACUAUUAUUUAGAUGACUUGAGAAAAGGUUAUUUAAUAUAACACACUUAUUUUGAAUUGAUGUGUACGAAUCUUAAUUUGUGUUUUGGAAGUUGUUUUUCGAUGCGUUCCUGUUUUGUCGAUGUAUUGAACGUCGUAGUUGAGUCAUGUGUUUAUGCUGUAAUGUUUAUCCAAUAUAAUCGUACAUAUACGUGCAUGUUGUUAAAAUAUCCAAUAUACCCAUACAUGUUCGUACGUGUAUGUUGUAAUGUUUAUCUAAUAAGCUCGGAUAUGUACGUGUACAUAUACUCGUACAUGUACGUGUAUGUUGUAAUGUUUGCCCAACAUACUCCUAAAUGUACGUGUAUGUUGUAACGUUUGCCCCACAUACUCCUAAAUGUACGUAUAUGUUGUAACGUUUGCCCCACAUACUCCUAAAUGCACGUGUAUGUUGCAACGUUUGCCCCACAUACUCCUAAAUGCACGUGUAUGUUGCAACGUUUGCCCCACAUACUCCUAAAUGCACGUAUAUGUUGUAACGUUUGCCCCACAUACUCCUAAAUGUACGUGUAUGUUGCAACGUUUGCCCCACAUACUCCUAAAUGCACGUAUAUGUUGUAACGUUUGCCCCACAUACUCCUAAAUGCACGUGUAUGUUGCAACGUUUGCCCCACAUACUCCUAAAUGCACGUAUAUGUUGUAACGUUUGCCCCACAUAUUCCUAAAUGUACGUUUUUGCUGUAACGUUUGCCCCACAUACUCCUAAAUGCACGUAUAUGUUGUAACGUUUGCCCCACAUACUCCUAAAUGCACGUAUAUGUUGUAACGUUUGCCCCACAUACUCCUAAAUGCACGUGUAUGUUGUAACGUUUGCCCCACAUACUCCUAAAUGCACGUAUAUGUUGUAACGUUUGCCCCACAUACUCCUAAAUGCACGUGUAUGUUGUAACGUUUGCCCAACAUACUCCUAAAUGCACGUGUAUGUUGUAACGUUUGCCCAACAUACUCCUAAAUGCACGUGUAUGUUGUAACGUUUGCCCAACAUACUCCUAAAUGCACGUGUAUGUUGCAACGUUUGCCCCACAUACUCCUAAAUGCACGUGUAUGUUGCAACGUUUGCCCCACAUACUCCUAAAUGCACGUGUAUGCUGCAACGUUUGCCCCCAAAUACACCUAAAUGCACGUAUAUGUUGCAACGUUUGCCCCACAUACUCCUAAAUGCACGUAUAUGUUGCAACGUUUGCCCCACAUACUCCUAAAUGUACGUAUAUGUUGCAACGUUUGCCCCACAUACUCCUAAAUGUACGUAUAUGUUGUAACGUUUGCCCCACAUACUCCUAAAUGUACAUAUAUGUUGUAACGUUUGCCCCACAUACUCCUAAAUGUACGUAUAUGUUGUAACGUUUGCCCCACAUACUCCUAAUUGUACGUGUAUGUUGUAACGUUUGCCCCACAUACUCCUAAAUGCACGUGAAUGUUGUAACGUUUGCCCCACAUACUCCUAAAUGCACGUAUAUGUUGCAACGUUUGCCCCACAUACUCCUAAAUGCACGUAUAUGUUGUAACGUUUGCCCCACAUACUCCUAAUUGUACGUGUAUGUUGUAACGUUUACCCCACAUACUCCUAAAUGCACGUGAAUGUUGUAACGUUUGCCCCACAUACUCCUAAAUGCACGUGAAUGUUGUAACGUUUGCCCCACAUACUCCUAAAUGCACGUAUAUGUUGCAACGUUUGCCCCACAUACUCCUAAAUGUACGUAUAUGUUGUAACGUUUGCCCCACAUGCUCCUAAAUGCACGUAUAUGUUGUAACGUUUGUCCCACAUACUCCUAAUUGUACGUGUAUGUUGUAACGUUUGCCCCACAUACUCCUAAAUGUACGUGUAUGUUGUAACGUAUAUCCCAUUUACUUGUAAAUGUAUUAGUAUGUAGUAAUGUUUAUUCAAUAAACUCAUACAUGUU